This is a messenger RNA of Bufo bufo (common toad), 956 nucleotides long. It is a transcript of the gene TXNL4A, whose product is annotated as thioredoxin like 4A. Gene Ontology annotation, biological process: mRNA splicing, via spliceosome. Gene Ontology annotation, cellular component: spliceosomal complex; U5 snRNP; U4/U6 x U5 tri-snRNP complex. The transcript is spliced from 4 exons. Bases 126 to 554 code for a protein of 142 amino acids. The record is from RefSeq and is a predicted model, not a curated record. NCBI's taxonomy places the organism in Eukaryota, Metazoa, Chordata, Amphibia, Anura, Bufonidae.
AUGGCGGCAUAGGCUUCCAGUCUGGAAAUCUCCACGAGGCUCCUGUACGGGGCCGUUGGCUUGUGUGGUGGAGGACAGUGGCUGCUGUGUGCUUUUCUCUUGAAAGGUAAAAGAAAUCUGCCAGGAUGUCUUAUAUGCUUCCACAUUUGCACAAUGGCUGGCAAGUCGACCAGGCCAUCCUUUCUGAGGAAGACCGUGUGUUGGUUAUCCGCUUUGGACAUGACUGGGAUCCAACAUGUAUGAAGAUGGAUGAAGUUUUGUACAGCAUAGCUGAGAAGGUGAAAAACUUUGCAGUGAUUUAUCUGGUGGAUAUAACAGAAGUCCCUGAUUUUAAUAAAAUGUACGAGUUAUACGAUCCCUGUACAGUCAUGUUCUUCUUCCGGAACAAGCACAUUAUGAUUGAUUUAGGCACAGGUAACAAUAACAAGAUUAACUGGGCAAUGGAAGACAAGCAGGAGAUGAUUGAUAUUGUGGAAACCGUCUACAGAGGUGCCAGGAAGGGCAGAGGUCUAGUGGUGUCUCCCAAGGACUACUCCACCAAGUACAGAUACUGAAGCCGUUACCGCCUCUUGAUACCGGUGCUUUUUAGACAUACGUUUUGUGCUAAUGCCGACUUGGACAGUAAGAACUGGCAUGACUUCAGACGGAUGAGCCACUCUACAGUUUAUACCUCUUGACAAGUAGGACGUGUUAUGAGCUUUACAAGCUUCCCGAUCCGAGAGCUGGGAAAGGGCUCAAGCCUUAAAUAUCUUAUUUAUGUUAACAAAAGUCUUUGUCCUUUGUAUCGUGUAUAAUAAACCUGGAAUUUGUAGUUUUUGUUUGAGAAAGCAGUGUGUCUGACAUAUGACCAUCCUACGAUUCUCAGUUCUGUUCCUUGAUGCCACUUCAAGACUCGGAGUAGGAACGGGACGGGUCCUGAAUUUAGUACUGCAUCUGCUUUGGUUGUCUAACCUGAC